Molecule: messenger RNA, 1331 nt
Organism: Cottoperca gobio
Lineage: Eukaryota; Metazoa; Chordata; Actinopteri; Perciformes; Bovichtidae
Gene: avpr2l
Product: arginine vasopressin receptor 2, like
Exons: 2
Biological process (GO): cellular response to hormone stimulus; regulation of systemic arterial blood pressure by vasopressin; positive regulation of vasoconstriction
Cellular component (GO): plasma membrane
Molecular function (GO): vasopressin receptor activity; peptide binding
Source: RefSeq, a predicted model, not a curated record
CACUUUCAAGUUGAUGUCUUUCCCACUCCCAGCCGUCACUUGCAACACGCGCGCAAAGGAGGAAAAUGUCGAGAUGCCUCUGCACCAACGCUAAUCGAACCAAGAAGUUACGGGACAUACGUGAAGACAUUAGUAAAUGAAAUAGGCUCCAGCAGCAACAGCUCAACCGAUGAGGAUGGAGAGGUGUAUAAUCGUUUCGCGUUCGUCAGAGCUGGAAUCUUGGGUUUAGUUUUUGUGCUUGCAACAUGUGGCAAUCUUUUUUUCCCGAGCACACUUUGGAAGAAGCGAAAAAGAAACACUAAGACCCAGUUGUUCCUGUUGCAUCUGUGCUUGGCGGAUCUGGUGGUCGCCUUUUUCCAAGUCCUACCGCAGUUUGUCAUGGAAAUUACGCACAGGUUCCAAGGCACGGACUUCCUGUGCCGGUCCGUAAAAUACUUGCAGGUGGUCGGGAUGUAUGCCUCCACGUACAUGAUAGUGGCUAUAACCAUAGACCGGUACCACGCCGUUUGUAAGCCCAUGGUUUCCUUUUUGAAGGGCUCGUUUAGGAGAUACCUCUCCAUCGGCGCAGCGUGGCUCAUCUCUCUCGCCUUCAGCUCUCCUCAGAUCUCCAUCUUCUCUCUCCAGGAGGUGGUUGAGAACCAGUAUGACUGCUGGGCUACAUUCAUUGAACCGUGGGGGAGCAGGAUCUACAUCACCUGGAUCUCUCUGUCAGUGUUCGCACUGCCUGCAGCCAUUGUGCUCUAUUGCCAAUUAAGAAUAUGCACAACAAUCUACUUCAACAUGAAAAGGAAGGCGCUGCAGGCAGGACGCGCAGGCACGAAGGGGGUGUCCAACGCAAUGCUGAAGACUGUGAAAAUGACCUUUGUUAUUAUUAUGACAUACACAGUGUGUUGGAGCCCAUUCUUUGUUGUCCAGUUAUGGUCUGCAUGGAUCCCCAGCAGUGCGCCUAUUCAAGGUCCAGUGUUUGCCAUCAUCAUGCUGCUGGCCAGUCUCAACAGCUGCACCAACCCUUGGAUAUAUCUCUACUAUAGCUAAAAAAUAUCCCCCUGAAACACGAAAAAUUAAACAUAAUUCAAGUAAUUUGGAAACCUAUCCCAAUGUGUCCCUUGUACUGGACACCGGGUCAAUCUUUUUCACAAAAAAAGUACAUUUAUUUGGUAUAAAUUAAAUAGUACAUUUUUCUUUUUAAUUCUUUCUCAUUUGAUAAAUAUUGGAAACUUAAUAUAAAACACAUUUUAAAACCUCCUCAUCUUCUGACAGGUCAAUGUGUGACUUCUCUCCUUCUCUUCCUCCCUCUCUAUCUGUAUGUAUUUAUGUAAAUGUAUGUUACU